Molecule: messenger RNA, 2376 nt
Organism: Cynara cardunculus var. scolymus (artichoke)
Lineage: Eukaryota; Viridiplantae; Streptophyta; Magnoliopsida; Asterales; Asteraceae
Product: probable methyltransferase PMT13
Exons: 7
Coding region: 87-1874 (595 amino acids)
Cellular component (GO): endosome; trans-Golgi network; cytoplasm
Molecular function (GO): methyltransferase activity
Source: RefSeq, a predicted model, not a curated record
AAAACCCUUGCACCCAUCUCUCCAUUGCAAUCAGAUCUGAUUUCAGUUAUGUUAAGUUUAUAGUUCUUUCAAUCUUCGUUCUCAUAAUGAGGCAUCUCGAUCUCAUUUCAUCAAAGCACAACACUCGACAAUGGCGGUUCCUAGACUUCGUAUCUCUCAUAUUCUUCGCUGCCAUCUUCCUUUUCUUCGUUCUCGUUCUUACUCCUCUUGGAGAUUCCAUUGCUGCAUCCGGCAGCCAAGCUCUCAUCACCUCCACCACCGGCGCCAAGCAACGCCACCACCUCAUUGCCUUGAUUGAAGCCGGAAGAAACCUUACGAUUCAGUCUUGUCCUUCUGAUACUGUUGAUUAUAUGCCGUGUGAGGAUCCUAAUCGGAAUAGAUUGCUUAGUAGGGAAAUGAAUUAUUAUCGGGAAAGACAUUGUCCGCCGGCGGAAGAGCGACCGUUGUGCUUGAUCCCUCCGCCUGAAGGGUAUAAUAUUCCGAUUCAGUGGCCGACUAGUUUGUAUAAGAUAUGGCAUGAAAACAUGCCGUAUAAUAAACUAGCUGAGCGGAAAGGUCAUCAGGGAUGGAUGAAAAAAGAAGGUCCACACUUCAUAUUUCCUGGAGGUGGCACUAUGUUUCCAGAUGGAGCCGUACAUUACAUUGAGCAGCUUGAACAUUAUAUUCCCAUUUCUGGUGGGGUUCUGCGGACGGUUCUUGAUAUGGGAUGUGGGGUUGCCAGUUUUGGAGGGUACCUACUAGCCGAAGACCUUUUAACGCUCUCUUUUGCUCCAAGAGAUUCACACAAGUCACAGAUACAAUUUGCUUUGGAAAGAGGAAUACCAGCAUUUGUUUUGAUGCUUGGCACUCGCCGACUCCCGUUUCCUGCGUUCUCGUUCGACUUGAUCCACUGCUCUCGUUGCUUGAUACCAUUUACCGCACACAAUGCUACGUAUUUUAUGGAAGUUGAUCGAUUGCUUCGUCCAGGAGGGUACCUAGUAAUCUCGGGGCCCCCUGUACAAUGGCAUGGAUAUGAAAAAGAAUGGGAAGAUCUCCAGACAGUUGCUAAGGCAUUGUGCUAUGAUUCGGUUGUUGUCGAUGGGAACACUGCCAUAUGGAAGAAGCCCACGGAUAUUUCAUGUCUCAAGAGCCAAAAGCUCGGGAUCAAAUUGUGUGACGAGUCAGAUGACCCUAGUUCUGCAUGGUACUAUGGGUUAAAACAAUGUGUGAGCUUGCCGUCUUCCGUCAAUGGAAAACUUGCCGUUGGUGCAAUUCCAAAAUGGCCGCAAAGACUAACGAAAACUCCAUCAAGGGCUACCGUAAUUAGAAAUGGAAACGAGGAGUUUGAACUCGAUACUCGCCUCUGGCAGCGGAGGAUUUCUUUCUACAAAGAAUCAUUGAACUUGAAGCUCGGGACCCAAGCAGUAAGAAAUGUCAUGGAUAUGAAUGCAUUUUUUGGUGGCUUUGCUGCUUCCCUUAUAUCCGACCCAUUGUGGGUGAUGAAUAUUGUUCCACACAAUAAGCCUUCAACUCUAGGUGCUAUCUUUGAUAGAGGACUUAUUGGCGUUUAUCAUGAUUGGUGUGAACCCUUCUCAAGUUACCCUCGGACUUAUGACUUCAUCCAUGUGGCUUCAUUUGAGUCACUCAUAAAGGAUCCGACUACCGGCAAGAAGAGAUGUAAUAUUGUGGAUGUGAUGGUCGAGAUAGAUCGGUUAUUACGACCCGAAGGAACAUUCGUGGUUCGUGAUUCACCAGAAACAAUUAAAAAAUUAGAUUCUGUUGCUCGUUCAGUAAGAUGGGAAUCUACGAUACACGAUACAGAACCAGAAUCACACAUGAAUGAACGAAUCUUAGUUGCUACGAAACCACUUUGGACAUUGACGUCGUCCCAAUGAUACGUUCGUUUUUUUGUCUUCAAAUACAGGUAAAGAAAAGUUAUUUCCGGAUAUCGUCGUCUUUCUUCAUGUGUACGUUAUACAGUAUUAUCAGAAACUUAAUUCAUGCAUCAAAGGGUGCAACUUCAUUGCUUGUUAUGCAAGUUAUCUACUCGUAAAUUUCUUGCAUACGGACGUUGGAGAUCGACGAAUGGGGUUGAUUUCUUGAUGUGCAAGUUAUCUUAUGGAAACUUGCUGUAUGCAUCAAAGGAUGUUGCAGGUUUCUUGAAGUGCAAGUUAUCUAAUUAGAAACUUGUUGCAUGAAUCAAAAGGGUGUAAAGGGUUUGAUUUGUUUCUUGAUGUGUAAGUUAUUUACUAGAAAUUGCUUUUGAGCAUUAAAGGAUGUAGGUUUCUUUAUUGUUUUUCAUUAAUGAUUUAGGGGGGUGUUUGGUUCAUUUCAGUAUGAUUUAUGAGGUGUUUUGGUUCGUUUCAGUAUAAUUUAUGGGAUGUUUAUGUUUGUUUC